AUGAAAGAAUUUUUACCUGAGCAACCCAAACGAGAAGCUAUUUUUUAUACCACGCAUGAAUUAAUGCGAAUGCAAGUUUUGAAGGAAAGUUCCAAUGAAUUGACAGCCUAUGGUAAAUUACUUGCUAAAUUACCGGAUUUUGAUUCUUUGCCAAUGACACAAUGUGUAUUAGCUGCUCUUCGAGACUACAAUUGCGGACGUGAUUUGAUUUGUCUUGCAUCUAUUCUAAGUGUUUUAAACACCACAAAUCUAUUAACACAAAUACCACAACGUUUUAAAAGUUCUGAUGGUGAUUUUAUGACACUUCUAAAUGUAAUGAAUGAAAUUUUAUUAAUUAAACAAUCUGUUCCAGCACGAGCAUUCAUAUUAGCACGUGUCUGUGAUGUGAAAGGUCUUAGUCAUAUAAGACAUGUUAUUGGACAAGCAUUAAGACGAUAUGAUACUUUAGAAAAAUCAUUUGAUCUUUGNAAGAAUGAAAUUACAGCUAUUAAACGAGCAGAACUCAAAUAA
Messenger RNA from Rotaria sp. Silwood2, 510 nucleotides. The record is from the annotation of a GenBank genome assembly. NCBI's taxonomy places the organism in Eukaryota, Metazoa, Rotifera, Eurotatoria, Philodinida, Philodinidae.